GGCGAUGUCAAUGGAACAUAUUAUGAAGUAGAUAAAAAUACUGAAGGAGAUAGGUGCACAGAGAUACCUGAUACAUUUUCAGAUGAUGAUGGGAUCGCAUUUGAUGUGGAAGACGCAUCAUAUGCAUUUAAUUCGUAUGAAGAUUAUUUAGAUCUGGGUGACAGUACUUACACAUGUGAGUAUUGUGGAUCUCUAUUUUGGCAUGCUGAAAGAGUUAAAAGACAUGGAAAGCAAAAACCAAAGUUCUCAAUGUGUUGCAAUCAAGGAGAUGUUGUACUCCCCAAGAUGCAAACACCCCCACAGUUGUUAGGGGCUUUGAUAUUUGGCACAGAUGAGCGUAGUGGAC
Cuscuta europaea is the source of this 346-nucleotide messenger RNA. The record is from the annotation of a GenBank genome assembly. NCBI's taxonomy places the organism in Eukaryota, Viridiplantae, Streptophyta, Magnoliopsida, Solanales, Convolvulaceae.